Messenger RNA from Clupea harengus (Atlantic herring), 5435 nucleotides. RefSeq names its product BTB domain containing 7 (gene btbd7). The record is from RefSeq and is a predicted model, not a curated record. Gene Ontology annotation, molecular function: protein binding. Gene Ontology annotation, biological process: morphogenesis of a branching epithelium. Lineage: Eukaryota; Metazoa; Chordata; Actinopteri; Clupeiformes; Clupeidae.
AAAAAAUGCAACAGUCGACUUUUCUCAUUCGUCAGCUGGUUAGCUGACUGGUAGCUCACAGGCUAUCUAGCCAGUUUGCUUUUACGUUUCAUUUCCUUGUCUACCAACGAAUGAGUGGCCGUGGAUCAACAUAACAAGAGCUUGCAUUGGACUUUGACCAGAUAGAGCUUGAUGUGUUAGAAAAAUCAAUGCAUUCAGCAGAACAUUCUCUCGAGUUCCGUUUGAAGAGAGGGAAAGAAAGUAUCGCACACUAUGAUUGUGGAAAACCAAUUGUCAAGAUGACGAGGACGAAUGCAAGAACUACGGCAGUGUGUAUUUAGUAAGCUAGUGUUCGCUAGCUGGGCAAGUGGGCUACCUAUGCAAGCCAGGCGACUUCAUCAAGCCUCAUAAUUAACCCUUAGCCGAUACAGUCACAUCCAACGUGAUUGUUGAAUUGGGAACUAACUUGAAGCCUGGAGUUUCAAAGCCGUGUGAAGUAAAACAAGGGGACAAUCAAACGCAAGACAUCAAACUUAACUCAGGAAUGUCCACAGCCUCCUCCUCCUCUUCAUCAUCCUGAGAUCUCCAGCCCAGUCCGUGGAGCUGUGAGUGCGACCCCCAGCUGAAGUGACCGGGGCAGAAUGCUGCUGCUGCAGGGCUGGCCCCAGCAGUGUGCCUGAGCAAGAGGAGGCAGAGGCUGAGGGAGAGGAUGGGGGUGAAUGCCUCCAGCUACCCACACUCCUGCUCCCCGCGCUUUGGGGGCAACUCCCAGACGCAGCAGACCUUCAUCGGUUCGAGAUGUUUUGCAUUAACAUUUACAGGACAUAAUUAUUUGGAUGGUACGUCAUACUCGCCUCAGGGUUAUGGAUGUGAAGGGAAGCUCUACAGCCUGGAGGGUGGCGGCGGUGCCGGGGGAGGGCCCGGCGAGCGCCCCCAGGACCGCAAGAAGAAGAGCUCGGGCCUCGCCACCCUUAAGCGCCGCUUCAUCAAGCGCCGCAAGUCCAGCCGCUCGGCCGACCACGCGCGCCAGCUCCGCGAGCUCCUGGCCGGCUGGGACGUGCGCGACGCCCACGCGCUGGUGGAGGAGUACGAGGGCACGGCCGCCCUCAAGGAGCUGAGCCUGGCGGCGGGUCUGGCGCGGCCCCACGCGCGCACCCUCCAGCGGGACCUGGCCGAGCUCUACCGGCUGCAGCUGUGCACCGACGUGGAGCUGCUCUUCCAGGACGCCCGCUUCCCCGCCCACCGGGCCCUGCUGGCCGCCAGGUGCCCGUUCCUCGGGUCACUGCUGGCGUCAAGCGGCGUAGCGGUCUCCGGCGGCGGCGUUAGCCCUGGCGUGGGCGCACAGAUGAUCUUGGACGUCGGGGCUGCGGCGGGGGCGGCGGGUGUGGGCAUGGGUAUGGACCCGGGCGUGUUCUCCACGCUGCUCUACUACCUGUACACGGGGGAGCUGGGCGGGGAGGAGACGCGCCUGCGCAGCGGGGAGCUGCUCCUGCGUCUGGGCGAGGAGUUCGGCACGCCCAACUCCCUGGAGGCGGACAUGCGCGUGCUGUGGGAGCGCAUGAGUCACCACGACUCCCUGCUGUGCUUCGCCUCCGACGCCGAGCUGGAGGCCAGCCCCACGGGAGGAGCGCCCGGCGGAGUGGGCGGGGUGCAGACCCCCAUGGGCCCCGGCCCGUCUGUGGCGGCGGCGGCAGCAGCGGCCGUCGCCGCGGCGAUGAUGGGAGAGGAGGAGCUCCGAGCGCACAAGGCCGUCCUCUCCGCCCGCUCGCCGUUCUUCCGGAGCCUUCUGCAGCGACGCACGCGGGCCGGCGCCGGACCGGCCGGGGAGGAGCCGCCAGACCCCCACACGCCACCUCUCCCCACGUGCAUCGUCCUGGACGAGUCCAUCAUCCCCAAGAAGUACGCGCGCGUCAUCCUGCACUGCAUGUACACGGACCGCGUGGAGCUGUCGCUGGUGCUCCGGGGGAGCCCGUCGGCGGGCAGCCUGGGCGAGGUGCAGGCCCUCGUGGCCGGGAGAGGAGGGGGCAUGACCCGCGCCGAGGAGGCCAUGGAGCUCUACCACAUCGCCUUGUUCCUGGAGUUCAGCAUGCUCGCGCAAGGCUGUGAGGACAUCAUAGCGGAGAGCGUCUGCCUGGAGUCUCUGGUGCCCAUCCUGAAGUGGAGCUCGCAGCCCUACGGCUCCAAGUGGGUCCACCGGCAGGCCAUGCACUUCCUGUGCGAGGACUUCAGCCAGGUCGUGACCUCCGACGUGCUGCACGAGCUCAGCAAGGACCAGCUGCUCGCUGCCAUCCAGUCCGACUACCUGCAGGCCAGUGAGCAUGACAUCCUCAAGUACGUGGUGAAGUGGGGCGAACAGCAGCUCAUUAAGAGAAUGGCCGACCGAGAGCCCAACCUGCUGAGUGGCACGGCCCACAGUGUGAACAAGCGCGGGGUGAAGCGGCGGGACCUGGAUGUGGAGGAGCUGAAGGAGAUCCUGUCCCCUCUGCUGCCCUACGUCCGCACCGAGCACAUCCUGCCCCAAAACAGCGAGGUCCUCUCGGACACCAUGAAGCGUGGCCUGAUCAGUACCCCUCCCUCAGACAUGCUCCCCACAGCUGAAGGGGGGAAGGCCAACGCAUGGCUUCGGCAGAAGAGCGCCGGCAUCUACGUGCGCCCCCGCCUCUUCUCUCCCUACGUGGAGGAGGCCAAGGCCAUCCUGGAUGAGAUGAUGGUGGAGCAGACAGACCUGGUGCGCCUGCGGAUGGUGCGCAUGUCCAACGUGCCCGACACGCUCUACAUGGUGACCAAUGCCGUCCCCCAGUGCUGUCACAUGAUCAACCACCAGCAGAUGCCAGGUGGCCAGACGGCCCCGCCCUCCGUGGUGGCCAAUGAGAUACCAGUGCCUCCUCUGUGUGUGGUGCGUAAGAUGAUUCAGCGGAUGCAGGAGCUGAGGCACACGGAGCAGGUGCAGCGGGCGUAUGCCUUAAACUGCGGCGAGGGCGCUACCGUCAGCUACGAGCUGCAGCUCCGCGUCCUCCGAGAGUUCAGCCUCCCCGACGGAGCUGCGGAGCUUCUACAGAACCCUCACAAGUUCUUCCCAGAGGAGCGCUUUGGCGACGAGAGCCCCAUCCUGGCCCUGCGGCAGGUGGGCCGCUGCCGGGUCAACAGCACCCCGGCGGGCGACUCGCUCUACCCAGAGCUGGAGUCCCUGGUGGGCUUCCACCCGCCGCUGCCCCCGCCGCCUCCGCCCUACCACCACCCCAGCGGCACCCCCGCCCACGGCCAGAUGAAGAGCGGCUGGCGGCCCCGCGCCACCUCCCAGCCACCCUCGCGCUCCUUCUCCUACCCCUGCAACCACGCCCUGCUCCAGCGCACACAGCCUCUGGGCCCGCAGGUGCCCAGCCCAGCGUACCCUUCCGCCGCCGGGCACGGCAAGACCCUGAUGCCACCCGACUGCACCAACUUCGCAGUGCCCGGGCGGAGUGUGCAUCCUGACAAGCAGGGGAACAUGGAGCCUGUAAUGAACGAGUUCAUGCCAGACAUCGCCAUGGGGGUGUCUGCUAUGACCCUGAAGGAAUGCCGCAUGCCAGAGGUCAACAUGGAGUUGGAAGGUCACGACCCUCACCCUUUGACUACCGCCUCCAUCCCCCACGGUUACAUAGGACGCCACCCGCACUCCUCUUCCUCCACCUGCUCUGCCUCCCGCAAGCGGCACGCCGCCGAGUCCAAACUCGAGGCUCCGCCCGAUUUCCCCGAUCUGUACGAGCUCUCGGGGCGCUUGGCGAGCGCCACUUAUGCCGGCCCUCCCGACCUCUACAGCCACGGCCGGCCCCCGGUCCCGGGAGCUCCGGCGGGGGCCCUCUCACCCGGCUACGCACCCGACCAGCAGCCCCCGUGCCGGGACUCGGGCCUGCGCCUGGACAUGCUGGAGCAGCCGCCCCAGAGGCUGGACCUCGCUCUGGCCACCCAUGCCGCCCACGCAGCCCACGCCGCCACUGCAGCAGGGCAGGUAGCCGCCCACCGGGCCGGGCGCCCCAAAAACGAGACGGACCUUACCUGCGGCCUGGGUAGCCCCCCGCCACCGCCACCGCCCCCUCAGCCUCCGUGCCCGCCUGAGCCCUACGAGGAGUGGGCGCGCAGGCAGGGCACCGAGGGCACGGCCGGGGCGGCUGAAGACGGGGGCAUCGGCGGGGCAAGGGAACGCAGGUCGCCCAGUAAACCAGAGUACCCUUACAGGAAGUCGGCGCUCUGACGCCCUGCCCCCCCUGGCCACCCACACACACCUCACCCUCACCCUCAGCCAAUGAGGCACGGUAGUGGGGUGUGAAGUGGCUGAGAAUGAGUGUGUGAGAGUUGAACGGGAGCUUUGGUGGAUUGUAAGGAUUGUAACUGCCAAAUGGAGCAGAGCGUAGUCUUCAUGUUGGCCGGCGCCAGUGACCAGUGAGGUCUGACCUGCUUGGGUGAGGUUUGAGGAGCGGUUUGGUUUGGUUUGGUUUGGAGCCCAAAAACACACAUCACUUUUCCCAUAGUUUGUUUUUUCAAUCUAUCAGCCACCACCCACGUCCACUCCAACCCCCUUUCACCCGAUCAUCCACCUCCACCUCUACCCAUAAUCCUCUCUGCUUCAUCCUCAUGUUCUCCAUCUCAUUGUCCCGCGCUCCAAUCUGCCAGCCUUUCAGUCCAGUUGGCUGCCCUUUGCCAGCUGACAAUCAGCAACUUAAAUAAAUGGCUUUAAAAAGUCCCAGAGGUUUAUAAUGAUGCCCCCCCCCCCCCCUCCUCCCCUCUUUCACAUUCUCAUUUCCUGUCCGCCCAACAAGCUUGUCCGUCUAGGAUGAUUACGGAGUUAUAUAUUUAUAUGUGUGCCGGAUUUGCCUCCUUAGAAAUAAAUUGAAAAAUGCCCAGGCAAUGAGUUGCAAACGCACUCCCUCCUGCACUCUGUCCAUGACAAAUAGUCUCCACCACCCCACCUCCCGUCCUCCUCUUCCUUCAGCCCCCCCACCCCCUUUCUUCGCUCUCAGAAGCCUGGCUGGCAGUAAUGGCUCUUGUAAUCCUCGGAAAGCAAGCGGCUGUGCGCAUUAGCACGGGCAAUUUGAGAUUUGGGGAAGAACACAAAAGAGGCAGGCGAAUGAAAUCUGUCCUCCCCACCUUCUCUGCCCGGCGCGCCGUAGGAAUACCAAUGCCAGUGGUGUUGUAUCCGACGGCGCACCAAUGUGACUCCCAAGGGCUGUGGACGUGAGGAAGGCGGAGCGCCGAUAGCCGAGCGGGCCUCUGGAUCAGAUCUGGAACUGGUCUUGCACAGACCAGACCAAACGAGACCAGACUGAACGAGACCAGACCAGACCAGACCGAACGAGUUCCACCAGUGUUGGUGUGCUCCAAGGCUCUUGGCUGUGUCAGAGCCAGGUCUGAUCCAAGGUGAGCUGCUGUCACGCAGCUUUUACCCAGCCAGUCCCACACAACACACACACACACACACA